Lethenteron reissneri (Far Eastern brook lamprey) is the source of this 1665-nucleotide messenger RNA. RefSeq names its product stAR-related lipid transfer protein 9-like. Lineage: Eukaryota; Metazoa; Chordata; Hyperoartia; Petromyzontiformes; Petromyzontidae. Gene Ontology annotation, molecular function: microtubule motor activity; microtubule binding; ATP binding. The record is from RefSeq and is a predicted model, not a curated record. Gene Ontology annotation, biological process: microtubule-based movement.
CUUCGUUGUGGGGGGAGGAGGAGGGGGGGACACGACCGGGGACAUGAACCAGGUUGGGUGCAGCCCGGCACGGCCAUGACGAGCGUCAGGGUGGUCGUCAGGGUGAGGCCUCGCAGCAAGAAGGAGGUGCAGUGCACAGAGGAGGUGAUCGUGGACGUGAAAGAGAACGUGCUGUCCAUCAGAAAUGUCAAGCCUUCCCGGUGGAGCGGCGUCGGCAACGGUGGGAGCCGAGACCUCGUCACGGAGUUCCCCUUCGACCGCUGCUUCUGGUCCGUGGAACCGGCGGCGCCGGACUUCGCCUCCCAGCAAACGAUGUUCCAGGAGCUGGGCCUGCCGGUGGUGGAGGCCGCCGUGACCGGCUACAACGCCAGCCUCUUUGCCUACGGGCAGACGGGUUCCGGGAAGACCUACACCAUGAUGGGAACACCGGAGUCGCUGGGCCUGAUUCCACGCAUUUGCGAGGGCCUCUUCACUCGCAUCGAGCGCGACACCAGAGCCACAACCACCUACAAAGUGGAAGUGAGCUUCGUGGAGAUCUACAACGAGGCCGUGCGCGACCUCCUCAAGCGGCCGACGCGGCGGAGAGCCGGGUCGAACCUGCGCGUGCGCGAGCACCCCGAGCGAGGGCCCUACGUGCAGGGUCUCUCGCGUCACCUCGUGUCCUCUUACGACCCCGUGGCCAAACUCAUCGGCGACGGCAACGCCAACAGGAUGAUCGCGAGCACCCACGUGCACGAAGCCAGCAGCCGCUCCCACGCCAUCUUCACCCUCCACUUCACCCAGGCAAGCCUGCACAACAACCUGCCUUCGGAGAUCGUCAGCAAGAUCAACCUCAUUGACCUGGCCGGAAGCGAGAGAGCGGACCCCAACUACAACAAGGAGCGCAUCACCGAGGGCAGCAACAUCAACCGCUCGCUCGUCACCCUGGGCAGCGUCAUCUCUGCCCUGGCGGAGAACGCAGCUCUGGGUGGCGGCGGCGCCGCAGCAGCAGCAGCCGACGCGUGGGGGGCGGCGCUGAGCGAGCCGGAGUCGGGCAAGCUGAGGGGGCCGUCCGCUGGUGGGGGGCGGUCCAGGCCGGGGGGCCCCGCGCGGAGGGGGGGCCGCCUGUGCCACGUGCCCUACCGGGACUCGGUGCUCACGCGGCUGCUCAAGGACAGCCUCGGCGGGAACUCGCGCACCGUCAUGAUCGCCACUGUGUCCCCGGCGUGCAGCUCGUACGGGGAGACGAUGAGCGUGCUGCGCUACGCAGCCCGCGCCAAGAACAUCGUCAACCGACCCAAGAUCAACGAGGACCCCAACGUGCGCAUCAUCCGCGAGCUCCGACAGGAGGUGGACCGGCUCAAGGCCAUGCUGCUGAGUGUGGAACCGAGGGACCUGGCGCCGUUGCUGAGCGAGGAGCGCGACAGCAGCCUGGCCGAGAUGCUGCACGAGAACGAGAUGAAGGUGGAGCGGCUGACGCGCGACUGGUCGGACGGCUGGCGCGACACGCGGGCGCUGCUCGAGGAGCACACGCUGGGGAUCAACCGCCUCCGCGCCGGCGUCGAGGUGGCGUCCCAGCUGCCGCACCUCCUCUCCACGGACGGGGACGUGCUGAGCACGGGCGUCACCAUCAACCGACUGCGGGAGGGAAGGACAACGAUCGGGAGGAGCGAUGCGCCCACCUGA